UCGGAUGUGUUCCUACUGCCCAUACCCAAAUCUAUGCCCUUCUUUAGGAGGGAAUCAGUCCUGCUGUGGCCUGGGGGGCUAUGACAGCCACUAUAAAUAGUGACAGAGAAGUGUGAGUAUGGCAAACUGUUACUGGACUCCCCCCAAGAGUUCUAUCUGUCUUAAAAGGUUUCACAAAAGUCACAGAAAAAAGUCCUCUGACGAAAAGCUUUACCUUUGGCUGUUAGAUCUGGAGAGUUUCCCCGCCCCCUCAAUGGACAACAAAAAGUCAUCGAGUGUCAUACUGGAGAAGGUGAAUUACAGAAAGUGAAGUGUUUCUGCGUCUCACGGCUUUAUUAAAUACUAACGGGUUGGAUGCUGGCCUAAGGCAUCUCAAGAAAUUCAGCAUGAGGAAUACAACCGAAGAUGGAAAAAUCGACUGCGAGAUCAAUCACAUGAUCCAUCAAUACCUAUUCUGCGCCACCUACAUCCUGGUCCUACUGAUAGGCGUACCUACUAACCUGUACUCACUGUACCAUGCCUGGCAGCAGACACGGGCAAGCAACCAGCUGGGCAUCUACCUUCUCAAUCUGACUGCCUCAGACCUGCUCUAUCUCGCCUCGCUCCCCCUCUGGCUGCAAUAUUUCUUCCAGGAUGACAACUGGACGUACAAAGAGUGGCUCUGCAAGUUGUGUGGCUUCCUGCUCUACCAGAACAUCUACAUCAGCGUGGGCUUCCUCUGCUGCAUCUCCAUCGACCGCUACCUGGCCAUCGUCUACCCUCUGCGCUCCAGACGUUUCCGUACCAUGCGGGCGGCCAUGGUGACCAGUGCCGUCAUCUGGCUGAAGGAGCUGGUGGUGGGCACGGUCUUCUUCCAGACCAAGGAGCUUAGCACAGACCGAUUAAACCACUCCAUUUGUUUUGAGCACUAUCCCAUCAUGCCAUGGGAGCGCGUCAUUAAUUAUUACCGCUUCUUUGUGGGCUUUCUGUUCCCACUGGGCAUCCUUUCUGUAUCGUGCUUCUUAGUACUGCGGGUCGUGAGUAAGAGCACGGGCACUCAGGACGACCAGAAGAUCCGCAUCAAGCACCUGCUGACCGGUACAGUGGUGAUCUUCCUGGUCUGUUUCUCCCCAUACCAUGUCAUCCUGCUGCUGCGUACCAUACUAGAGAAAGACUGCUUCUUUAUCAGCAGCAUAUUCAACUACUACCACUUCUCUCUGAUGCUCACAAGCUUCAACUGCCUGGCUGACCCGGUGCUAUACUGUUUCGUCAGCGAGAGCUCGCGGCGGGGUGUGCGUCAAACGCUGACCACAUGCACCGAGUUCUUAACAUACCGCCGUCGGGGGAACUGCGGCAUCUCCAGCAAGUCCCCCUCCUCGAAGGAGAGUGGGACCUCCUUCAUCCCACUGCAGUCCAAGAUCAAGGAGGUGGGGAGGAUUGCUGAGAACACAAUAACGGUUACAGCAUCUCUGAACUAAGGGAUGUCAAAGCUACUGGAUGGCAAAGCUAAGUCUUUGCUAGCUGACAAGACAUUAAGUAGCAACUGAGUUACAAUGUUAUUCUUCAUGUAACUGACUGGGGAGUGACACUGUGCCUCUGGAGUUCCCAUAAUCUUCCACUGUCUGUUGGGCUUUCCUACCACAGUACAAAACCAUGGUUUUUAAGUGAAUUUGUGUCUCUAAAAUUCCCCUAGUGUGCGCGUCCUCUGCCAGCUGGGAUAGGUUCCAGGUUCAUCAUGGUCCUCUACUGGAUAAGCGUUUAUGAUAAUAUAUGAUGAUGGAUGCAAGAAUUCCAGCAGGGCAUUUUCCUCGGGGUACAAAACCCUUGCUAUACCUCAUCCCAUCUUUGUUAUUCUAAAUGAAAGUCACAUUUUUUUUUCAUUUGCAAAACUUGAAAACUGCUUGACCUCAUUAGGUAAAUGUUUUCACAUCACGGUCUUCUGCAUCUGCUCCUGGAUGUUGUCUCCAGGCAAAGAGCUGAUAAAAACUGACUGAUGUUAAGAUAAAUAAGGUCUUUUAUCUGCUGUUUGUGUAAGUUGCAAGAAAAAUCUUUGUUGUUCACAUUUCCUUUCUUGCCUGCCAUGAAACAUGCAUAUAUAGGUGAGAGUGACACUUGGGAUCACAGUGUAGAGUCAGCCAUUUACCAGACAUUCCUGGAGCAGUUUCUGGGAUUUGGGGCCUCGCUCAAGCACCCAGCCGUGAUCACUUUGCCAGGCACAGGAUUUGAACCAGCAACCUUCCAGACAUGGGUCUCAUAUCCUUAGCUAAACUACUCGGUGUUACCAUGGAAGUUGUUCUCUAGACUCUAUUUGUAGAGAAACUUAAGAAUGAAUGUUUUGUCAUCCACAUUGCUCAAUGGCAGCUCAUUUCACCACACCCACGAAGGUCAGGAAAAUCCACGUCCCUUACGACAGAGAAACACUUCGUUCAUUUUGGGCUAGCUGUGUCAUGAAGGGUACCUCAUUAUCUGAUCAGUCCCUGAUGUUCUCUCACCCUAAUGUUCUCUCACCCUAAUGCUCUCUCACCCUAAUGAUCUCUCACCCUAAUGUUCUCACACCCUAAUUAUCUCUCACCCUAAUGAUCUCUUACACUAAUAUUCUCUCACCCUAAUGUUCUCUCACCCUAAUGUUCAGUCACCAUAAUGAUCUCUCACCCUAACGUUUUCUCGCACACAGCUCCCCAAUAUUGAGCUAAACUUCCACCAAAAUGAAUAAUUAGUAACUUUGGGGCUGGAGCUUUUAACAAGUUCCAACAGAAACGGCAAAAAGUCAUCGGCAGGAAAUACCCACAGAAUGUCCGGGUUAGUAGCACUUUUGGGUCACAAGUGACUCCUGUGACGGGGAUGUAUUACAAAGCGAGAAAACGGGUCAAACGUCAGAAGGUGAUGUGCCAACGUCAUGUGCUGGUUGGCGUGGUGAGGGAGACGGCAGCAGUGCCGGCAGCUUGGGGAUUCACUGCUCUAAACGUGUGAUGGUAUCCCGUUAAAGUCAGCCACUGCGGGACUUCUGCACUUCUCACGCGUGACUCAUGCUUUGAAGGUGACACUGUAACAGAUGCACAGGUCUGUAGGAAAAUGUUAGUUCUGCAUUAAUGGAAUAAAAUGGUUUUGUGAUGCACUUAAAGAUGCUUGCAUGGUGUGAGUAACUAAAACUGUAUGCCUGAGUGAUGAAAUAAAUCUGUGUACUGAU
Messenger RNA from Paramormyrops kingsleyae, 3166 nucleotides. Its product is annotated as ovarian cancer G-protein coupled receptor 1-like. Gene Ontology annotation, molecular function: G protein-coupled receptor activity. Gene Ontology annotation, biological process: cellular response to pH; G protein-coupled receptor signaling pathway. The record is from RefSeq and is a predicted model, not a curated record. NCBI's taxonomy places the organism in Eukaryota, Metazoa, Chordata, Actinopteri, Osteoglossiformes, Mormyridae. Gene Ontology annotation, cellular component: membrane.